Molecule: messenger RNA, 1271 nt
Organism: Magnolia sinica
Lineage: Eukaryota; Viridiplantae; Streptophyta; Magnoliopsida; Magnoliales; Magnoliaceae
Product: calcineurin-binding protein 1-like
Exons: 3
Coding region: 106-813 (235 amino acids)
Biological process (GO): chromatin organization
Cellular component (GO): nucleus
Molecular function (GO): nucleosome binding
Source: RefSeq, a predicted model, not a curated record
UUAUGGAUGUUUGCCAGAGUUGAAGAGCCCAGAGUUAUCAGAGAGCAGCCUUUUUAGUUACAUCCACCAAUACAUCCAGUCAUUGGAGAGGAUGCCAGCUUGGACAUGAUUGAAGGAAUAAAUGAGAAGAUCCGAAAGCGUUUCAAAAAUUUGAAAUUAUCAAAUAGUAACUGUGCUAAAAUAUGUAAGCAUGCUUCUGUUGCUUGGUGUCGAUCCAUUCUUAUUAGUUUGGCCUUGAUCACACCAUUACCUGCUAAAAACACAAGCGUUCAGGCUCCUUUAACCAUAGUUGCUGGUUCAAAACCUAGCCUGCUGCUUUAUGUUGAUCUGCAAACCAAUGACCUAUGGAGUUCAUCAUUUGAAGAUCCAGUUCUUCAAAAGGCUCUUGAAAUGAAAUGGAGCCAAGUUCUGUUCACAAUGAAGCAUGUCCAUAUCAAGCAAGCAUCAGAAGAAAAUAUAGAGGCAACCGCCACUUUACUGAGAUGCACCUACAACUUUUACCGAGAGAGCUCAUGUGGAACACUUCCAUCAAGUAUUAACCUGUAUACUAUACCAUCUCAUAUAACAACAGAAGGACCAUGCCAACCAUCUAAGGACAAUGUCGACUACCUUGAUUUGAGCACCUUGAGGAAGCUUCUCUUGUGGGCAUACAUGCUGGUGCAUGGUCGUUACUUAAAAAUUCUAGUAGUUGUAAAGCAUUGCGAAGAAAAUGCGAAGUUUGCCAGAUUUGAAGAGCCCAGAGUUAUCAGGGAUGUGCACAGGAUUAAUAGUAGGCAGUUCCCAUGUCAAAUAGCAGGCAGUAGCAUUCUCUAGGCCUUCUUCAGCCCUUCAGGCAGCUAAUUCAAGCCCAACAGCAACAGUAGCAACACCAAUACUUCCAACCACUAUAGGAAGGGAUGUGCACAGGAUUAACAGCUCAUGACAUGUACCAGACUGCCUUGGAAGUGGCACCGAAGGAAGCCCAGAUCCCUCUAAUGGCAGAUGGAAUACCAGGCCUGAAGAACUGGUGGAAGAGAUCGCUCAGGUUGUGGGGGAUGGACGAGAAGACAUUAAAGAGGAGGAUUUACAACGGAUGUCAUAUCUGAAGGCAGAGUGAUCAUUUUAGAAAAGAGCAAGGAAUUGUUGGAUUAUAGAAGCCUCGAAAUGAUAUGUUGUAUUGAAAUUGGAAAUUGGAAUUGAAAUUGAAAUGUGUACUAGAAAAGAAGGAAAAGAUUAUUAUGGGUGAAUCAUUCUAUUGUCUUUUUCUUCUAUUUGUGUAAUUAUCUAGCAUA